This is a messenger RNA of Carcharodon carcharias (great white shark), 2511 nucleotides long. Its product is annotated as macoilin-like. Bases 359 to 2503 code for a protein of 714 amino acids. Lineage: Eukaryota; Metazoa; Chordata; Chondrichthyes; Lamniformes; Lamnidae. The record is from RefSeq and is a predicted model, not a curated record. Gene Ontology annotation, biological process: neuronal signal transduction. The transcript has 15 exons. Gene Ontology annotation, cellular component: rough endoplasmic reticulum membrane.
UGUUACUGGGUGAAAUAAGUGCGGUGACUGGACUUCUAUCUUACCACAUGGAGGUGGAAGGCCGGAUCAUCCGUAAACAUCCGUAAACCAUUUCAGGAAGAGAGAGAUAAAUCAUCAAGAUUUGGUUCCACCAGUGACCAUGACCGGGCCUGCGUUUCCUGUUGAGGAUACUCAACUCAGGACUGACAUGUCUGAUGUUCCUGUCAGAGUUGAAGAUAAAGACCUGCAAGUUCCCACCGAAGUACCUGAUGUUCAGUCAACUCUGGAAAAAGAGGUCUGACCUCCAGAUACAAAGUUUCUUGAGACUUUUGGAUCAUUGAAGAUGUUCUGUAAAGCCAAUGCUAGAAGACUGAUAUAAAUGAUGGGGAGGAGAAUGAAAGGCUGUAUCAUCUUUUGUACAAACAUCUCAAGAGCCUGGAAGCUGCGUAAAUCCACACACACAUCAGAGACCAGGCAGACUGGUCGAUGUAAGUGGGCGACUGACGGAGAUGAUGCGACCCUUAAAAGCCAGCAAGAGCACGGAAGGAGUUUCGGAAAGAUUUUCUGCCCAUUGACUAUGAACGGUCGGUUAACCUACUGCGUGACAGAGAAUGAAAGGGGAAUAAAUUGGUACAAAGAAAAGAUGGAAAGUGUGUUCACGAUUCUGAAGUUCCUUAUGGUCUGGAUACUGAUACUUUUGGCAGAUUUCAUCCUUGAGCUUCGAUUUGAAUAUUUAUGGCCAGGCUGGCUAUUUGUGAAGAGGGUUUAUAACUCUUCUCGAUAUCAGGGCCUUGCUUUUUCCAUACUUUUUGUAUGUGCAGCAUUUACCUCAGAUGUAUUCUGUUUUAUCUUCAUACCAUUGCACUGGCUUUUCUUUGCAGCCAGUACAUAUGUAUGGAUUCAGUACCUCUGGAACUCAGAUAGAGGUGGUUGCUUGCCUACAUUGUCUCUUUGGAUACUUUUUAUUUAUAUAGAAGCAACAAUCAGAUUUAAGGAUUUAAGAAAUUUUAAUGUAGAUCUUUGUCGCCCAUUUGCAGCACACUGCAUAGGAUAUCCAGUAGUGUCUUUAGGUUUUGAAUUCAAAAGUUACAUUUGCUACAAAAUUAAAUUAAGGAAACAAAAAGACGUUCAGAAACAGAAUGAGUUCUUCAUGCAACUUCUUCGGCAGGCCUUACCUUCAGAACAACAACUACAAACAAGGCAGGACCGGAGUUUGGAAGAAGCACUUAAAGGGCUUCCGCUGUGCUCUCAAUACCAGCAUCCAACUAGAGCCAUUGCAAUUGGGAAGAAAUACACUUUAGCCUUACCAGAACUAGAAUUUAAAGAAAAAGGCAAAGAGAAAGAGAAGGAAGUCAGAAAACAAGCUCUUACAGCCAAUAACUGUUUACAAGCUACUGACCCUAGAACGAGUGAAACAGAAUGUGUGGAAAAUCACUUCAGCAAGACUACAGAGUGCGAGUCAUUUGGAAGUACAGAAAAUCUACCCCAUGAUGAUUUAUGUGCCGAAUCCUUAAAAGUUUGCAAGCACAUAUCACCAAAGGCACAUGGUGCAUCUAAUGGCAAUGUGAUCUUUGCCAAGAAUGAGAAGAAGCAAAAAUGUUCGAGCAAGAACACAAGUACACGGAAAGGGAUCUUUGAGAAUGGCUCUUUGAAUAAUCAUAACAGCAAACAAGAGACUGUGCUACGAUUGGAGAAUGACGUAAAGAAACUGAAGGCAGACCUACAAACCUCUAGGCAAUCUGAACAGGAGCUCCGCAGUCAGGUUAAUGUACUGACCAACAGCAAACAAAAAAUACGGUCCGAACUUGUUCAGCUUCGACAAGAAAAUGAGCUUUUACAGACCAGAAUGCAUUGUGCUUUGCAAGCAAAACAGAAAGACAAACAGAACAUCGCCUACUUAGAGAAAAAGCUUAGAACAGAACUGGAGGGCCGAGCCCUGCUGGAGAAACAGCUAAUGGACACAAAGAGGAGGAAAACAGAUGAAACCACAGUUAUUGCACGGGCCAUCUCACUCAAUGCAUCCAUCAGGGGAGAGUGUACAGAGACCCUGAAGAACAGAAUAAAAGAUUUGGAUGUGGAGUAUAGACAGCUGCAAACAGAACUCAAAAUGAAGGAUGAACAUUUAAGAAAAGUAGAGCGGGAGGUACAGGAGCUUUGUAAAUAUAAAGAAAAUGAACAGGACACUGAAAUGUUGAUGGCAGCGCUUUCAGCCAUGCAGGAUAAAACACAACACUUAGAAAUCAAUCUUAGUGCAGAAACUAGGAUUAAACUGGACCUUUUUUCUGCUCUUGGAGAUGCCAGACGACAACUAGAGAUUGCACAAGGGCAUAUAAUCCAACAAGAUCAGGAAAUUGAAGAACUCAAACAGAAGGUUGCAGAAGUUAUGGCAGUUAUGCCUGGGAUCACUUACAGCGUUACAAGCACGCUUAGUCCUGCAACUUCACACUAUUCCUCCAAAUUUGUGGAGACUGGGAAUUCUGUACUUGAUCCUAAUACUUUAAUGUACCAGCCACUGAAAAAAUAAAUGCACUA